Molecule: messenger RNA, 3425 nt
Organism: Penaeus monodon (black tiger shrimp)
Lineage: Eukaryota; Metazoa; Arthropoda; Malacostraca; Decapoda; Penaeidae
Product: transmembrane protease serine 9-like
Exons: 25
Coding region: 76-3246 (1056 amino acids)
Biological process (GO): acrosome reaction; proteolysis
Molecular function (GO): serine-type endopeptidase activity
Source: RefSeq, a predicted model, not a curated record
CUGGGCCGCGACGUAGUCCUCCUCCUCUUCCUCGAUUCGAACACUCGCUCAGGUCCUCCUCGAAGAGCUCUCGCCAUGAAGGUCUUCUCCGUCGGGUUGGUGACGGCGACGCUGCUGUGCGCUUGGAGCGAUGCCAGUGCCAGGAUAGCACCAAAUAGCAGGUUUAUCGGCUUUCGUCAAGUGACACUGAACCCAGAUCAGGCACAAACCUACCCCAGCGGAGGUGUUGGUCCCCGUCAGGUGACACUGAACCCAGAUCAGGCUCAAACCUACCCUAGUGGAGGUGUUGGUCCCCGUCAGGUGACACUGAACCCUGAUCAGGCUCAAACCUACCCCAGUGGAGGUGUUGGCCCUCGCAUGGAAGUGGCAUCACAGUUUCAAAACAGAGCUGCAGUAGAAUGCGGUUCUUACUACGUAGCUCCGGGUUCUUCCAUGACAAUCCAGUCAAAGAACUACCCCAAUAACUACCCUGGUGGUAAGAGGUGCAAGUGGAAAUUCCAAACUUCUGUCGAUUCAAGGUUGAACAUCCAGUGUGACGAUUUCAAUCUGCAACAGUCGAAAAAAUGCAGAAAGGAUUUCCUCCGGGUCACAGAUUCUUCUGGUUUUAAACAAAAAUACUGUGGUGCCAAGGGUUCUCUAAGCGUUUCUGAUAAAUCUAGGAAAGUUACUGUUUUGUUCAAAACAAACAAAAAGAAAUCUAAUACAGGAUUUUCCUGCUCUGUCAGAGCUUCAGUGCCAGACUCCCAAACAACAACUGUAGACCCUCAGCCAACUUCAGAAUGCACUGGAUGUGGCCAAGUGAACCGUGCUAACCGCAUUGUUGGUGGCGUAGAGACAGAGGUGAACGAAUAUCCCUGGAUGGUUUCUCUUGUCAACGGCAAUGGAUACUAUCACUUCUGUGGCGGUUCUAUCAUCUCCAGCCAAUGGGUGGUCACUGCAGCUCACUGUGCAGCUGUUAUGAGCACCUCGGAUUAUGUGUUGGUGGGAGACCACAACCUGUACUCAUCAAGCGAAGCCAAUUCUCAGUGGAUGCAGAUUGCUGAAAUUGUGAGUCAUCCGUCCUAUGAUUCUAAUACAUUGGACAACGACAUUGCCCUCAUCAGACUUACCACAGAAAUACAAUUCCCAUCUGACAACAAAAUCGCCCCUGUGUGCCUUCCAACAGCUGGUGAAAUGUAUAAUGAUGUGAAUGCCACAAUCACAGGAUGGGGAGCCCAACAGGAGGGAGGAUCCACAACCGGCAACUUGUUUGAAGUAACAGUGCCCACCAUGACAAACACAGAAUGCAAUAACAAGUAUGGCGGAAGCAUCACUGACAACAUGAUCUGCGCAGGCAUUCCUGAGGGAGGCAAGGACUCCUGUCAGGGAGAUUCUGGUGGACCAAUGGUGGUGGAAGAAAACGGCAAGUGGAAGCUGGUGGGAGUUGUGUCAUGGGGUUAUGGCUGUGCUCGACCUGAAAGGCCCGGAGUCUACGCCAGAGUUACACAAUAUUUGCAAUGGAUUUCUGACUCUACAACUGGUGUCUGUGUUGAUGGAAACACACCUGCUCCUACAAAUGCCCCGACGCCUGCUCCUACUCCUGCACCCACGCCGGCUCCUACUCCUGCACCCACGCCGGCUCCAACUUCUGCUCCCAAUUCUGACUGUCCUGGCUGUGGCCAAGUGAACCGUGCCAACCGCAUUGUUGGUGGAGUAGAGACAGAGGUGAACGAAUAUCCGUGGAUGGUUUCUCUUGUCAACGGCAAUGGAUACUAUCACUUCUGUGGCGGUUCUAUCAUCUCCAGCCAGUGGAUCGUCACUGCAGCUCACUGUGCAGCCGUCAUGAGCACCUCGGAUUAUGUGUUGGUGGGAGACCACAACCUGUACUCAUCAAGCGAAGCCAAUUCUCAGUGGAUGCAGAUUGCUGAAAUUGUGAGUCAUCCGUCCUAUAAUUCUAAUACAUUGGACAACGACAUUGCCCUCAUCAGACUUACCACAGAAAUACAGUUCCCAUCUGACAACAAAAUCGCCCCUGUGUGCCUUCCAACAGCUGGUGAAAUGUAUAAUGAUGUGAAUGCCACAAUUACAGGGUGGGGAGCCCAGCAGGAGGGAGGAUCAACAACCGGCAACUUGUUUGAAGUAACGGUGCCCACCAUGACUAACACCGAAUGCAAUAACAAGUAUGGAGGAAGCAUCACUGACAACAUGAUCUGCGCAGGCAUUCCUGAGGGAGGCAAGGACUCCUGUCAGGGAGAUUCUGGUGGACCAAUGGUGGUGGAAGAAAACGGCAAGUGGAAGCUGGUGGGAGUUGUGUCGUGGGGUUAUGGCUGUGCUCGACCUGAAAGGCCCGGAGUUUACGCCAGAGUUACACAGUAUUUGCAGUGGAUUUCCGAUUCUACAACUGGUGUCUGUGUUGAUGGGAACACACCUGCUCCUACAAAUGCCCCGACACCUGCUCCUACUCCUGCACCCACGCCUACUCCAACUUCUGCUCCCAAUUCGGACUGCACUGGAUGUGGCCAAGUGAACCGUGCCAACCGCAUUGUUGGUGGAGUAGAGACAGAGGUGAACGAAUAUCCGUGGAUGGUUUCUCUUGUCAACGGCAAUGGAUACUAUCACUUCUGUGGCGGUUCUAUCAUCUCCAGCCAAUGGGUCGUCACUGCAGCUCACUGUGCAGCUGUCAUGAGCACCUCGGAUUAUGUGUUGGUGGGAGACCACAACCUGUACUCGUCAAGCGAAGCCAAUUCUCAGUGGAUGCAGAUUGCCCAAAUUGUGAGUCAUCCGUCCUAUGAUUCCAAUACACUGGACAACGACAUUGCCCUCAUCAGACUCACCACAGAAAUACAGUUCCCAUCUGACAACAAAAUCGCCCCUGUGUGCCUUCCAACAGCUGGUGAAAUGUAUAAUAAUAUGGAUGCCACAAUCACAGGAUGGGGAGCUCAACAGGAGGGAGGAUCCACAUCGGGCACCUUGUUCGAAGUAACAGUGCCCACCAUGACUAACACCGAAUGCAAUAAUAAGUAUGGAGGAAGCAUCACUGAUAACAUGAUCUGCGCAGGCAUUCCCGAGGGAGGCAAGGACUCCUGCCAGGGAGAUUCUGGAGGACCAAUGGUGGUGGAAGAAAACGGCAAGUGGAAGCUGGUGGGAGUUGUGUCAUGGGGUUAUGGCUGUGCUCGACCUGAAAGGCCCGGAGUCUACGCCAGAGUUACACAAUACCUUGACUGGAUUUCGACGUCAACCGGAGGUGUCUGCCCAACGGCUGGUUAAUCCGUCCAUCGAAGCCAGGACCAAGCUCUGGAAGGCACGGCACAAACGAAACUGAAUUGUAGAUAUGCUUUCAUUCCUCUCCACGUUUUCUCUCAUUUGGCCCAUUUCCCCCCUCAAACCUUAUUCCUGUUUCAGAAUUUUCUAAAAUAUCCUUAAAUGACAAUAAAAUCAUGUAUCAA